Molecule: messenger RNA, 1894 nt
Organism: Candoia aspera
Lineage: Eukaryota; Metazoa; Chordata; Lepidosauria; Squamata; Candoiidae
Gene: PYM1
Product: PYM homolog 1, exon junction complex associated factor
Exons: 3
Coding region: 7-681 (224 amino acids)
Biological process (GO): exon-exon junction complex disassembly
Cellular component (GO): exon-exon junction complex; cytoplasm
Molecular function (GO): RNA binding
Source: RefSeq, a predicted model, not a curated record
GGGGGAAUGCGACCGGAAGUGGGUCGCGUUUCCAAGAUGGCGACUCCCUAUGUCACUGAUGAAACCGGAAAAUACAUCGCAUCCACACAGCGUCCAGAUGGUACCUGGAGAAAACAAAGACGGGUGAAAGAAGGCUAUGUUCCACAAGAAGAGGUGCCAGUGUAUGAGAAUAAAUAUGUGAAGUUCUUUAAAAGCAAGCCAGAGUUACCUCCAGGCUUGAAUCCAGAAGUGAACACACCUGUGGCCCGGCAAACUUCAAAGGGACCCGAGGGUGGAGAGACGGGGCUCUCCAAAACAGCUAAGAGGAAUCUCAAGCGAAAGGAGAAGAGAAAACAGCAGCAGGAAAAGGGGGACCGGGAUGCAGAUGACCUGAUUCAGUCUCUGGAGAAAACAACCUUGUCGGCGACACCAAGCCGCUGUGGGGAUGGUAAGCUGGCCGUGCCCGAUGGCAACCCAAGAGCCCCUGCUGGCAGCAGGGAUGUUUCAUCCGCUUCUGCCACUGCCACCUUAGAGAAGAACAAGAAAAUAAAAAACCUGAAAAAGAAACUACGGCAGGUGGAGGAGCUGCAGGCGCGGAUUGACUCUGGGGAGAUCAAGCAACCGACCAAAGAGCAGUUAGACAAGCUGGCUCGGCGGAAAGCUUUGGAGGAGGAACUCGAGGACCUGGAACUGGAUUUGUGAAGGGUUGGGAUAUCAACUGGACAUAGCGUGCGUAGGAACAAACCGUCCUGGGGGAACCUUCUCAGAACUGUGCAACAAAAAGACCAGAAGAUGGUGAUGUCUUCAGGCUUCUCCUUCGUACCAUUAUUUUAUUUUAUGUUGGUGCUGUCUGAAUUUUUAAAAGUAUUUCUCCCAGCUGUUGAUGUGUUAGCUAUCUAGGAACUCUAAGAACCACUUUGCCACCUUCCUAGUUCUUUCUAGUUUCUUCCUUCGCUUCCCCCUCCAUUCCUGUUUCAGGUGGGUGGCUGAAAUGUCACGUGGCACAGAGGGGCUGACUUUCAGAGGCACCUGAGCAGGGGGAGCAGUCUGUCUCUUCCUCCUGCCCCUGUAUUAUAUUCAACACUUUCAUGUUCUCUGUAACAGUCGCUCCACCUUCCAUCUUCUCUUCCUCCUCAUUUUUAAAAGGGAUGCAAUAAUAAAAAUUGUAGUAGUGACUUCUGAGUCUAGGACAUCUGUAUUUUUCCCCCAAUAUACAUUUUUUAAAAGUCUUCUGUAUGGUAUCAGCAAUUUCAUAGGCUUUCCUUUCUUUGGCUGGUGGAUACAGCCCAGGGUCAAAACCUCUGGCUUGUGAUAGAUGUGAAAAAGGCAAAAGAGACAGUAGCUCAGUGAUAGAACAUACGUUUUAUAUGCAGAGGUUCUGAAGUCUGAUCCCAAUUAUCUUCUGAUCGGCUUGGAAAAAAGUCCUGCUUGAAGCUUUGGGUAGCCACUGUCAAUCGGUCUUAACAAUACUGGUCUCACUGGACCAGUGCUCUGGUUUAGGUAAGACAACUUCCAGGCUGGGUUUGCAUAACAUGCUAGUUGAGGUUAAAAUGGAACUGGAUAAUUUGUAAUGCAGCUUGUUGUGUGAGCCUAGACAUUGUCUUAUGUUGUGUGAUCCAGACUAUCAAAUUUAAGUGACACUUAUUUGUUUAGGCAGAGCAUGUUGUAUUAGGACUAUCAUAUCUGGGCAGCAAAUCUGCUUGACCGCCAAGUGGCAGUAAAAGAGAUGAAUCUAAUCACUGCCCUCUAAUCAUUGUCCAGAGUUUUUGCAUCCCAGAUAAAGUCCCCCUGGACAUAGCAAUUGUGUUUGGUUAACCAAGAGCUGGAUGUUUUGUGUGAACCUGGUCCCUAUGUUUCAUGUAAGGGAUUAUUAGAAAUAGAACUGAAAAUAAAUGUGUGGAUAUGGUGUGGUCAU